UUAUGUCGUAGCAGAAGAGGACAAGGAAAUCCAGUCGAAUGUGUGUACCCCUGUGCAUAUUAUUAAGGGAAAAUAUACGGUAGCCACAGCAAUAGCAAAACUUUCCAUACGGUGACCGGUGGUGGGGAGUUGCAACUAGCAUAGUUGGAUAGUGUAUACGCGUUUUGUAAGUUGGCUGCGUAGGCUAGUUAUACAAUAACUAACUUUUUGUCUUGUUCAGGCAUGGCUGCCAUCGUCGCUGCAAAGUGGUUGGGAGAAGCAAUCAAGGCUAAUAAAAUCGGACCUAGUCUUCGGAUACUCGACGCCUCUUGGUAUUUGCCGAAAUUAAAUCGCAACGUUAUAAAUGAAUUUAAUGAGCGACACAUCUCAGGCGCGUCCUUUUUUGACAUAGACCAGUGUUGCGAUAAAACGUCAUCGCUUGAUCACAUGCUUCCAAAUGAACGCGAGUUUGCAGAUUAUGUGGGUAAUUUGGGAAUAGGGAACCAGACACACGUCGUCGUUUACGACACCAGCGAUUUUGGGUCAUUCUCUGCACCCCGCGUGUGGUGGAUGUUUAGGGUUUUUGGCCACAAUUUGGUAUCCGUGCUCGACGGCGGACUGAAGAAGUGGGUGCAGGAAGGUCACCCCGUCACUGCAGAAUAUUCUACACCGGAGCCAACCGAAUUCCAAGCCUCCCUCAACCGAUCCUGGGUGAAGUCAUACGAGGAUGUUCUGGAAAAUAUUGGCAGCAAGCAGUUUCAGCUCGUAGACGCCAGAUCUUCGGGGCGGUUCCGAGGAAUCGAACCAGAACCAAGAGAUAAUGUGGAACCCGGACACAUCCCCGGGUCCGUCAACAUGCCCUUCUAUUCGUUCCUGGCCCCCUCCGGAGCGGAGCUGCCCACCCGGGACCUGGCGGCCAUGUUUGAGGCGGCGGGGGUGGACCUGAAGCGCCCGCUGUGUGCGACCUGCGGCUCGGGCGUGACCGCCUGCCACGUGGCGCUGGCCGCCCACCUGUGCGGCUACCCGGGGGUGACGGUGUACGACGGGUCCUGGUCGGACUGGUACGGGCGCGCCCCGCCCAGCCACAUGAUCUCCGAGGCCAAAGGGGAGGAGGCCUGACUGGGGGGGGGUGUGGCCUGAGGACGGGGGGGUCGCCUCCUUCAGAGGCUCUCGGCAUUGGUGUUUCGGAGUGGCUUCGGAUCUGGCGUUUGCCUUUCCGCUGCUCUGUAAGGCAGGGGUUUGCAAACUCCCAUCCCGGAGGGCCGCAAGCGUCUGCUGGUUUUUGGUGCGUUUCAGCAAGGGAGAUACAUUUCAACUCCUUUAAUUGGCUAAAGAGUCCAGAUACCUUGUUCCCAAGGCCUUAAUUGGCUGCUGAUUGAAAGGAAACCAUAAAUACCAGCAGACACUGCGGCCCCUUCGGGAUUGGAGUUUGACACCUGUGCUGUAUGGCUUCUUUAUGAUUUGUAAAAAUGCUCUAAACAAAUAAAACUUAAAUCUAAUUGGAUUGCAAUGGUCCAGGGUGUGCUAGUUUUUUGUUUUCACCUUGAAAACAACACCCCAGUUAAGGCCAAAGAAACCAGGUCAGGCUCAUUUUUAACGGUGUAAUCACUCACUGUAAUAACUAAUUGACAAUUAACAAUUAGUUGGACAUUUGGUCAAUUAAGUGCUGAGUGUGUAACCCAGCAGACCCCAGGACUCUCCUGGACCACAGUUGUAAAUCCCUACCUUCAGCAAGGAUCAGUGGUUGCCAACAUGUGGAAUUAUUUGAAUGAUCAAGAUAAAACAGUCAAUUACUGGCAAAAGGACUACAUAUGAAUAACAUAGCGGAAUGAUCUAUCCUGUAUUUUAACUGUAUUUGGGUGGUAGAAUGUCAAGGUAGGUUGGGGAGUUGUGGGAUAGUGAAAAUAUAUAGUGAGGGAACAGGCUUGUGUUUGGGGUUAUGGAAUAUUAAACAUACUGCCUUUUUAAAGAAUACAUAAUAUUUGAUUUGUUUUGUCAUAAUAGCAGAUGAAAGAAAACAUACCUUUCUAUGUUCAUGUUACUAUAGGCAAUAUUCUUAGCCACAGCAAUUGUUCUUUCAAACUAAUCUGUGAAUUUACAUAGGUUGGAACCAUAAUUUUUUUUUUUUAUGUAUUCUUUCAUUGUUAAAACAAGCUAAUCAAAACUGUAAUGCUACCUGAAAUUGAUUAGAUUAUGCUCAUCUCAUGAAACAUGUUUGCAACAGAAUGAACUGUGGGAUGAUUUGCUGCUCUGAAUUGCAUGACGUGGCUUGACUAUUGCUCGAAAUGUUUUCAUUUGAAAUGAAGCAUUCAUGCCUACA
Conger conger (European conger) is the source of this 2299-nucleotide messenger RNA. RefSeq names its product 3-mercaptopyruvate sulfurtransferase-like. Gene Ontology annotation, cellular component: mitochondrion. The transcript has 2 exons. Gene Ontology annotation, biological process: transsulfuration. Bases 223 to 1098 code for a protein of 291 amino acids. NCBI's taxonomy places the organism in Eukaryota, Metazoa, Chordata, Actinopteri, Anguilliformes, Congridae. Gene Ontology annotation, molecular function: thiosulfate-cyanide sulfurtransferase activity. The record is from RefSeq and is a predicted model, not a curated record.